AUGCGAGUCAAGCUAGAGCUCACGCAAGGCUCAGGCGUGUUCGGGCCUUCGUCAAGAUGGAGUAAUAAAGACAUGGAUCCCGUUCCGCCUCACCUCCGCACGUGGACAACUUGGAACUACAUCGCUUAUUGGGUCUCCGAUGCGACCAACGUUGCUGUAUGGCAAUUGGCGAGCUCCAUGUUGGCCGUUGGGCUGUCAUGGCGACAAGCACUUUCUGCAAUUGCAGUUGGCCACAUUAUCAUAGCGUUUGUUGUGGUUUUGAACGGAACGAUUGGAGCGCGUCUGCACAUCGCAUUUCCUGUCCUGAAUCGGUCCUCGUUUGGGUUCUGGUUAAGUUACUUCAGCGUGAUUAGUCGAGUUGUUUUAGCCUUGUUUUGGUUUGGAAUUCAAACGUUUACCGGCUCGGAAUGCGUUUAUCAAAUGUUGAAAGCUAUCUGGCCCUCAAUUGUGCACAUUCCGGAUCGCUUACCAGAAUCAGCCAACAUUAGCACCGUCGGCCUGAUGUGCUACUUCUUAUAUUGGUCAUUUCAGUUUCCGCUGAUGUUCGUUUCUCCUCAGCGGAUUCGCUACCUUUUCACCGCGAAGUCCAUCAUCGUACCUUUUGCAUGGCUGGCGAUAAUGAUAUGGUCCUUUAUAAAAGUCCCCGCCAAGAUCCAUCUAGAAUUGCAACUCGCGAGUUUGAGUGGAAGUGCACUUGCUUGGGGGUGGCUGAGUGCACUAAAUAGUGCACUCGGAAUCUAUUCCACUCUCUCCGUUAAUAUUCCAGAUUUUACGCGUUACGCAAGGAAUGAACGCGCCCAAUUUAUCCAACUCAUCAUCAUCCCAAUCGCCUUUACCCUAAUCGGAUUUACAGGCAUAGCUGUCACCUCCGCAGGUCAAGUUUUGUAUGGCGAGGUUAUUUGGGACCCUCUUCGCCUCAUAGACCGCUGGGACAACCGGGCAGCAGCGUUUUUCGCAGCCUUUAGCUUUUUUCUGGCCACAUUGGGGACCAAUAUAUCCGCCAAUAGUUUGAGCGCUGCUAAUGACAUGACAGUCCUUCUUCCACGGUUUAUCGACAUUCGACGGGGCCAGGUUAUCUGCGCGAUUUUGGGUGGAUGGGCGCUCUGCCCUUGGGACAUAUUGGCAUCAGCCCCUAAAUUUCUUUCUUUUAUGUCUGGUUACACGGUUUUUUUGGGCCCUUUUGCCGGAAUAAUGGUUGUUGAUUACUGGCUUAUCCAUCGAGGAAAUGUUAACGUUCCUGCGAUGUAUGAUCCCCAGGGCAUUUACCGGUAUUGGAAUGGAAUCAACUGGAGAGCUGCAGUCACGCUUCUGGUCUCUGUUGUGCCAAACCUACCUGGCUUGAUCAACAACAUCAAUCCCAAUAUCAAGGUCGGCAAUGCAGCGUUUCUGUUCAAUAUUGCCUGGAUGUUCGGGUUUUUCACUGCUUCGGGAGUCUACUGGCUGCUCUCGACGUUGUUCCCUGCCCACGAGACAUUCAUGGAUCAAGUCAUCCUCGCCGAAGAUUUCCUUGAAUCCAAUUCCGCAGCUUCGAACGAGAUCAACGGCGAAGACGUGAAGCAAAAUCCAUGA
Molecule: messenger RNA, 1569 nt
Organism: Laccaria bicolor S238N-H82
Lineage: Eukaryota; Fungi; Basidiomycota; Agaricomycetes; Agaricales; Hydnangiaceae
Product: cytosine-purine permease
Exons: 11
Coding region: 1-1569 (522 amino acids)
Biological process (GO): transmembrane transport; nucleobase transport
Cellular component (GO): plasma membrane
Molecular function (GO): nucleobase transmembrane transporter activity
Source: RefSeq, a predicted model, not a curated record